Molecule: messenger RNA, 1674 nt
Organism: Brassica rapa (field mustard)
Lineage: Eukaryota; Viridiplantae; Streptophyta; Magnoliopsida; Brassicales; Brassicaceae
Cellular component (GO): cytoplasm; nucleus
Molecular function (GO): nicotinamide-nucleotide adenylyltransferase activity; ATP hydrolysis activity
Source: RefSeq, a predicted model, not a curated record
GACAAAAGCCCUAAACCUAAACGCAGAGAGUGGGCCCAAACUCCUCCUCCUCGUCUCCUCUUGGUCACGAGACUCGCACCGGCGACGACUCCGAGGUGGGUAGGGGGCCAAAUUGAAUAAACAAAACAAUUGAGGUUUUUAACAUAAAUAGAGGAAAAUAUAGGGGCAAAACAUAUAAAUACAUGAAACAUUGAAAUGUUUGCUUCUCUGGCACGAUUGGGACUGAUCUUGAGAAGUCAAAAGUCAACUAACAAUGGGAGAGGCUAUGAUCCGCACCAUCGUCGAAGCGAUUCACUCAUCGCCGACGCAGGCCGUCGUGUAUCUCUCCGGCGGCGCCUCCGUGGCAUUAGGUUGGUUGAUGUCGGUUCCAGGAGCUUCGAAUACGCUUCUAGAAGCCGUGGUUCCGUAUUCGAGGAUAUCUAUGGUCCAAUUACUCGGCAGGGUUCCGAGUCAACACUGUAGCCAAGCGAUGGCGAGCGAGAUGGCCUUGUUAGCGUAUAACCGUGCGGUUAAGCUUUCUAAACCAGGAUUCCCGGUGAUUGGUGUGGGUUUUACGGGAGCAUUGGCAACUUCUCCUCCAAAGCGUGGUGAUCACAGGUUCUUUUUGUCUAUGAGGGCAUCCGACCGGAUCUGGGAAACUUCAGUCACUUUAACAAAGAACCUACGAAGCCGAGAGGAAGAAGAUAAGGUGGCAAGCCGUGUGCUGAUCCAGGCUAUGGCCAAGGCAUGCCAAGUUUCUGGGACAUUUGACUCUGGCUUAACCGAGUCCGAGGUGCCUGAUGAGUCAGAAACCCAGUUUAGUGAAGAACAAGAACUAGAGCAGCUUAUUAAAGGAGAUUUGUGCUUUAAGGUUUAUCCAUUUUCUAAGCAAGCAUACGGGUCGGAUCAAGACAGAAAGAUUAUACUGCCUGGUUCUUUUAACCCAUUACACGAUGGUCAUCUCAAGCUCUUGGAAGUUGCUAUGAGUGUCUGUGGGGGUGGGUACCCAUGUUUUGAAUUAUCCGCAGUAAAUGCAGACAAGCCACCGCUUUCAGUUGCACAGAUCAAAGAUCGUGUCAAACAAUUUGAAGCAGCUGGAAAGACGGUAAUAGUUUCAAGUCAGCCGUACUUCUACAAGAAAGCUGAACUCUUCCCAGGAAGCAGUUUUGUAAUUGGCGCUGACACUGCAGCAAGACUUGUUAAUCCAAAGUACUAUGAAGGAAGCAACAAAAGGAUGUUGGAGAUACUUGGUGAUUGCAAGAGAACAGGUUGCAUUUUUCUUGUUGGUGGCCGCAAUGUCGAUGGUGUAUUCCAGGUUCUUGAAAAUAUUGAUAUUCCAGAGGAAAUAAGAGACAUGUUUGUCUCAAUUCCAGAAGAGAAAUUCCGGAUGGAUAUAUCCUCUACAGAGCUAAGGAAGAAACAAGGGAGUGUUGAUAAGAGGAAACGUGAGAAUGCUAAAGAAGAUGUUGAACAAAGUUCUAAAUGAAAAAAAUGAUAGUGGAGAGAAUAAGUUGUCAACACUUCGAUGGAGUUAUAAUAAUUGUUACGUUAGUAGUCACAUAUGAUUUACAUACACACCUUUGCACACUGAUUAUAAGUGUGGGGGAGGGGAAAUUGGAGAUGUGCAACUGGGAUUGGUGCAGGGAGAGGUAAAGCUCCCCUCCAGAAAUAAAUAUCUUUACAAUUUCUAUGCAA